Molecule: messenger RNA, 637 nt
Organism: Talaromyces proteolyticus
Lineage: Eukaryota; Fungi; Ascomycota; Eurotiomycetes; Eurotiales; Trichocomaceae
Exons: 2
Coding region: 1-588 (195 amino acids)
Source: RefSeq, a predicted model, not a curated record
AUGGACACACCACGCCACGAAGCCGGGCAGCACCCCAGAAAUAACACCUACUACGGCGUAUCAGGAAUCCAGAUCUCUAUUGAAGGAAUAAGAACUGACGAUACAGAAGGAACAGUUAGUGGCAUAUGGAAUGCUAUCCUCGGCUGCCAGUUUUCCCCAACAGAGAACUACAUAAUACGGCCAGAGGAGAAAAAUCAAAGUGGAUUUGCAGAUCUCCAUACCAUCCAAUACAAACCACAGCCAAAUAGCACUCAUCGAGAGUGCCAUUUUCUAAUCACUCAAUGCAAACGAAGGAGCGGUAAGACGCAGCAGUCCAUUUGGAGCACUGCCAGAGACGAACUAGCAAAGUACUUUCGCUCGAGCAAGUCAAGGAGCCAUGGACAUCAGAUGUACGGAAUUGUUGCUGUGGGGAGAAAAGUCCAGUUUGUGGAAUUCGAUCGUAAAAGCGACAGUCUGAAGGAUAUUCAAAUUCCUAUAGGUACCGGCAGAGGAGCUAUUCAGCAUGUUGAACGUGGAAGCAAAUUCUGGGUUGAUAGAGAGUGCCAAAAGGUGCAACGUUUCCUAGACUAUAUUAAGGCACGUCCUUGAUCAGGAAGGGGUGCCGAGGCGAUUGCAUGAGGAAAUUGUACUCAAGAAU